AUGCCUGCGGUUCUACGAAACGGACGCUCCAUCCUCCAAGAAGGAAAGAACGAGGAUUCACAGCAGGCUAUACACACCCCAAUGACUGUUUCGAGACAAAGGCCGUCAACGUACCUCCUCCUCAUCUAUCCCGUCAUCCUCGCCUUGGGAUCUCUCUAUUCUGUCCUGUCUCCCGCCGCCAUACCGCCGCCUUCCACACCCCUUGCUCCAGGAGUUGCCUCAGAUCUCCACACCCCUUCCACACCACCUAAUUAUUUCGCGGGCAAACGAAACAUACUCAAUCUCUACUUUGUAAAGAUCGGCUGGUUCUGGACAACGUUGGCCUUUGUGCUUCUGCAAAUCACUACUGGUCCACCACCGUCCAACACGCAGAAGCACUUUCUUCAAGCAACUCUUCGCUAUGCCCUCGUCACCCUCUCUUGGAUUCUAACUACACAGUGGUUCUUCGGCCCUGCUCUCAUAGACCGAAGUUUCACCAUCACUGGUGGCCAGUGCGAACCUCACCUCGUCAACACGAGUAGCCCAAAGGAUGCCGUCGACGUGUCCCUCAUCGACUCCAGCCUUGCAUGUAAGGCGGCAGGCGGAAAUUGGCGUGGUGGCCACGACAUCUCCGGACAUGUCUUCAUGCUUGUGCUCUCGUCCGCCUUCCUUCUCUACGAACUCUACAUCGCAGACCGACACUCCUCUCACCCAUCCGUAUCCCCACAGGCCGCAGCGGCACUGGCUCACGACAUGACAGAAGAAGAACGCAAGGCCGUGGGAGGUUGGGAAUCAGAAACAGUGGCCCGAGUCCGUAUCUGGUCGCGAUAUUUCUUGUAUAUCGUGGUCGUGCUCGACCUCUGGAUGCUUAUGAUGACGGCAAUUUGGUUCCACACAUGGUUAGAAAAGCUAAGCGGGCUGUCGAUUGCGAUAGGGACCAUCUUCGGUGUUUUCUUCCUCGGAGAUUACGUACCCACGUGGAGGGCUGUUUUCGGCGGAUUAUAA
This is a messenger RNA of Rhinocladiella mackenziei CBS 650.93, 984 nucleotides long. RefSeq lists its product as uncharacterized. The transcript has a single exon. The record is from RefSeq and is a predicted model, not a curated record. Gene Ontology annotation, biological process: phospholipid biosynthetic process; lipid droplet organization; lipid storage. NCBI's taxonomy places the organism in Eukaryota, Fungi, Ascomycota, Eurotiomycetes, Chaetothyriales, Herpotrichiellaceae. Gene Ontology annotation, cellular component: endoplasmic reticulum membrane. Bases 1 to 984 code for a protein of 327 amino acids.